Molecule: messenger RNA, 4447 nt
Organism: Porites lobata
Lineage: Eukaryota; Metazoa; Cnidaria; Anthozoa; Scleractinia; Poritidae
Source: the annotation of a GenBank genome assembly
GUUAACCUCACCAAAGCUGGUACUGUCGAUUGACAAAGAGCAGAAACUUUACGUAUUUCAGUUGAACAAGAGGAUAAAUGGCUGCUUGCCGACCAAUUGUGGAGUGUGCAACUUGCAGCACGGAUACUUUGCUGGUGAGGAAGUUAAAUUGAACCGGAAGUACUAUUGCUAUAAGUGUCCAAAAAGAAUGAUUUCGUACAUAUGAAACUUUGAAGAGACAUUUUGGGAGAAUUUCGCACAUUUCUCUUCAAUUUUUCCGUUGUUUUCGAUCGAAAAGAUUUUGUGGACGGUCUUACACCUUUUUAUUGAAUGAAGUGACAUCGUCAACCGGCUUUUUUUAAAAAGCCGGUUGACGAGCAUAAAAAAUAUGUUAAAUUUGUAGAGCAUAAAUCCACUAAUGGGCCACUAUUAAGAAGCAAAGACAUUUUAGGUCUAAAUAUCCAACUACGUUUAUAAAGAUAAGUAAGAAAGUUCGGUAUGUAAAAUGACCAAGUCAUUCUAUAUAUUUAUUUAGAUUAAAAAUUGUUCAGAAAGUUUGUGUGUCCAAACACAUUUGUAAUUCAUAAAGUAACUACUCGUGAUAUCAUCCUGGUAGAGAGAAAAGCUACUGCUUCAGUCCUAAAACAGAGUUUGAGCGAAAAAUGAAGCAGUCGUACAAACAAAUAUCAAAAAAACCGACAAACUUUGGCUUGUCGGUGUUUACUGGUAGGUAGAAUUUAUUUUCAUUUAGAAUUUGCAACAAAAUCGUAAAAAUGCAGUUCACAAAAUCCCCGAAAUGUUUGUAAAUUGUAAACAAAGUUCCUGCUAAGUGACGUUUUUGAUUUACAAAAGUUACUUUUUUCAUUUUUAUCCAUGAUUUGGUAAAUGCUGAAACAACUAUCCCCCUCAGGGUCGUCGGUGAACAGCGCCAAAUAUUUAGCUCGACGCUUCGGGUCUCGGUAUAUAAUCAUCCACCACUACUCACCUCUCCUUCGGGGGAUAGUUGUUUACUAUUUAUUAAAAGUGUUGAUUAACGUAGGAAAAUUAAACGACCUUCCCGGGGGUAAGGGGUGGGGGUACUCGACCAGUGGCCAGUGGGUAUAGGUGAUCCGCUGACCCUGACCCUGUUUAGGACAAAAAAUUCCCCAAAUACAUACCCCGUUUAAGACAACACCCUCAAUUUUAGUACCUUGUUUAGGGAAAGGACAAAAUGCACGCCAGAGCAAAUUCACGUUAUAAUCAUCGCUUUUGUAUACUUGGAAUACAAACAAAAUUCAUCUAGCAAAUCAAAUCAAUCGUGCAGGCAAUACCGUGUUGAUCGACUCACAAAAAAUUUAUACCAAUUAUAUACCCUGUUUAGGACAGAGAGGUCAAUAACCAUACCCUGUCCACCGGCACAUCCCCGUAUAGGCCAUAUAAAGGAAUACCCCCUGGGACAUAUUGAGAGACUGAAGAGCAUGAUGCAGGCCUGUCUAUAGACUUUUUCAUUUUAUACCCUACCGACCAACGACUUAUGGGCAUUAAACGUGCUGAAUGGGAAUGAAUUCAACAUGAGCUUUGUUCUUAAGUUUUUCAUAUUCUUUUAAUCAUUCUACGCUCUCAAAUUAAAGGUCACAGAAAAAGACUGUUUUGCCAACGAAAAGUGCUCCCGCGGCUCUGGCGAGAAGGAGAGAGCCAAUUAAAAUACCGUUUUUCCAUUUCAAAUACUUUAAAUUCAAUGGCAGAUUGAUUCAACAGUUUACUUAAGCCCCGGUGGCCUUUUCUAGCCCCAUCACUCAUGGUGUUUAAUCAUUAACGUUGCCUAUCUCUCUCUCCUUUAUUCAGAUAAUCACAUGUGAAAGUGGACUGCACACAUUCUGCCAGGAAUGCGCGAUGAACUACUUUCUCUCACUCGGAGACCCUAACACCGUGGCUGGUUCCGCGGAAGCUGGAUUAAGCUGUCCUCUGACAGACGACUGUGGAUCACAGCUCGAAUUUGGUCUUGUGAGGGAUAUUCUGGGUCAGAUAAAUCGUGCUGCAGGACCUAGAGUGCAGAGAAAUUUGCGAGAGCACAUCUUGAGGUGUUUGGGGAGGAAUGUUCGCAUUCCCUGUCCAAACGUGGAAUGCGCUUAUUUCGUCAUUCAAACAGAACACGAUGAUUUUCAAGAACUCUUUCUGUCUUGCCCCAAUUGCUCUAAAACAUAUUGCCUCACCUGCAAGCACUCUCUCAGCUGUCAAGGUUACAAGGAUCACAUUUGCCCAGCUGAUGAUGACAUAACCGACACUGACGCCAACCUAAAAUUAAAUGAAGUUCUUACCCAAGCUAUUUCAGUUCGAUGCCCCAAUAGGCAAUGCAGAGCGUCUGAGGGAGCUCCUCUCGCGGUCAAAGAUCCUGCGGAUUGCAACACAAUGAGAUGUAGCAGGUGUUACAGAUUUUACUGCUUCAUUUGCUCCAUGGAUUUGGGGAGAGAAAGCUACCGGGCACAUCAAGCAUUCCCUCACAGGUAACUGAGUAAAUACACGCUCUUGCCUCUCUGCACCUAGUCUUGUUUCCUAGGGACGAGUAAGUUAGAGAGGGCCCUGCGAACGAGGUCCUGAUUAUGGACCAUCCCACAAUGCAUUAAUGGCCGUGUUAGGACGACUUUAAAGUCUAGUAUAGCCAGAAAAGCAGACGCCUUUAAUCUCUGACGACUUAAACAUCUUGUUUUAAGUGCGUCGUUCAGACGCAUUAAGAAACCGGGCGACUUUAAGACGUUAAAUGCGUCCAGUAUAAAAAUGAGACGAAAUGACUGAGACAGUGUUUUGCCCUUUUUUUUACAAAGGAAUCUGUUCUUUUUAAUUCCUUUCGUCUUACAAUUUAACGUUAAAUGCGUCUUGACGACUUAAACUUCUCUAGCAUAAAAAAAAGGUCACUAUGUACGUGGCGAUAACUUUUUCGAUUUUUUUUUUCAAAGAAAAAAGUUUCUUUCCCCAUUUUGUAGUUAAGUAACGUCAGGAGCCCAUAACCCGGAGCAUCUAACUUCCAUACUGCGCCUAUCCAACGGCGUUUUCACAAGUAGGAUUAUUUUUAGAUAAGCAUUUCCUGCGAAUUGCUUUCGAAAAACCAAUCACAAGCAAGUGCGUCAUCAAUAAUGAACUUUUAAUACGUAACCAGGACAAAUCCUUCACAUUGAAAAAAAAAGCAUGGAGGACGCACGUGAGGAAUCUUCAGAGGAUUCCUCUGACAGUACUUAAAGCGACAAUUUCAGUAUUUACAAGGAGACUAGCAGUUCAGAGGAAGAUCUGCAAAACGUAGAAGAGCCCGGGACGUCUACGUCAUCGGCGACAACGCAUAAUUCACGCAAAGGGAAAUCGAAAUCAUCUUCGAAACAGCCGGCUGUGAAAAGGUCCAAGCGACAACAGUCAUUUUUCUAGGAAAAAGCUUAGCUAAAAAUAAACUCACUUGUAAAAACGCCGUUGCACGAAUUUAUGGCAGUUGCACGCUUCGGAUUAUGGGCUCCUGGUAACGUAUAAAGGCCUAGUGCAUUGAAAAUACCCAGACCUAGCCCCUUAAAAGAUAAAAAAAACAAAAUGGUAAAAAAGCAGACAAGAUCGUUGUGGCUUUCUAACAGUACACUUGCCUUAGUUCUUAGGCUGCGUGCAAACGGACGCAACAACUACCAACAUUGUUGCGCCAACAAUGUUGGAAGUUGUUGCGUCGGUGUUGGCAGUGGUGUGCAAACGGAUGCAACAACUCCCAACAAUGUUGGGACCUGCAGUGCAUCGUGGGAAGGAUACAACCCAUAAGUCUUUGUAAACCAUGCGUAAUGAGCGUGCGUGGCCCCAACAAUGUUGGAAGAGUUGUGCAAACGGAUCCAACAUUGUUGCGCUACGCUUCGGCGAUCACGGAACAAAAGAAAUGUUGGGAGUUGUUGGCUGAAAAGUUUGACCGGUUUCAAAAUGCGCAACAACACGCAACGACAUCCAACAAACAUGCAACAGGGUGUGCAAACGGACACAACAUGUAACAUCCAACAAUGUUGCGUCCGUGUGCAAGCAGCCUAAGGGAGAAAAGUCAUCUAAAUUUUGUUUUUUCUCUUUUACUUACAGGAACGCUAAAAUGACAGAAGCGCGUCAAUGUUGGCUUGUCAACGAUGAAGAAAUGCAGCAAACACAUGAAACUGCAAUAGAAAUUCGACAAUUGAUCGCUGUUAGGAACUACCUGUUCUCGCUUGAUGUAAGUGAUGAGAGAAAAGUACGGCUUCUCGAACGCAAUCGUAGAAUUUUAGGAAACCUCCAUUCUGCUUUACAAGAGGAGUUAGAGCGUACUAAAGUUACAGUGAAUUGUGUCAUUGUAUAGAAUACUCUCUUGAGGUAGCACACGCGAUAUCGGGGAGCUUAAGCAACUACGACAGCGAUAGCUGCGAAAACGACACUUAAAAAGUGAAUUAGCGCUGCCUCAAACUUUAACGCGCUUAUUCCAUCUCGUUCAAUUUAUCAAAUAUUGGCC